Molecule: messenger RNA, 7255 nt
Organism: Strigops habroptila (Kakapo)
Lineage: Eukaryota; Metazoa; Chordata; Aves; Psittaciformes; Psittacidae
Gene: WARS2
Product: tryptophanyl tRNA synthetase 2, mitochondrial
Exons: 6
Coding region: 266-1312 (348 amino acids)
Biological process (GO): mitochondrial tryptophanyl-tRNA aminoacylation
Cellular component (GO): mitochondrion; mitochondrial matrix
Molecular function (GO): tryptophan-tRNA ligase activity; ATP binding
Source: RefSeq, a predicted model, not a curated record
GAGCUGAUCCCAGCUGUUCUGGGAUCCCUGUAGGGGCAGAACACCAUCGUAGUCAUCAUCUGUUUAUAGCCUUGGUUUCUUCUUGAGUUCUUCUUCUCUUGGUGAAGAGCAGGAACAUGAGAAGCAAAAGACAAAUGUUAUGCUUGUAAAGUACCUGUUGUAUUGCCUAGCAAGUGAUCUACGCCCUUAGUAACAGAAGUACAGCUCUGAAGCCCAGUGAAUCCAAAGUUCCUCGAGUUUCUACAAAACUUCAUUUGAUUUAUGGAUGUUGAAAUCCUUCUCAGUGCCAACAAGAAGCUGGUUGCAGCCCUUGGACCAGAAUGUGGUCAUGGAUCGGAUUUUCUCUGGUAUCCAGCCAACUGGGACGCCUCAUCUGGGUAACUACCUUGGAGCCAUUCAGAACUGGGUGAAUCUGCAGGAAGAGUGCAGCUCAGUGCUGUACAGCAUUAUGGACAUGCACUCUCUCACCAUGCCCAAGGAGCCAGCUGUCCUGCGCCAGAACAUACUGGACACCACUGCUGCCAUCCUUGCCUGUGGUAUUGACCCAAAGAAGUGUUUCCUGUUCCGACAGUCACUGGUUCCUGAGCAUGCAGAACUUGCCUGGAUUCUUGGGUGCUUAACUAACAUGCCACGUCUGCUACGCUUGCCCCAGUGGAAGAUGAAGCGUGCCAGCCAGAAUAAUGAAGGAACUGUUGGGUUGUUGACCUACCCUGUGCUUCAAGCAGCAGAUAUUUUGCUGUACAAGUCGACACAUGUUCCCGUUGGAGAAGAUCAAGUCCUGCACCUGGAACUAGCUCAAGAUAUAGCACAACAUUUCAACAAGAAAUAUGGAGAAUUCUUUCCUGUGCCCAAAGCCAUUUUAAGUACAACAAAGAAAAUAAAAUCCCUCAGGGACCCAGCAGUAAAGAUGUCCAAGUCAGACCCACAGAAGUUGGCCACUGUGAACAUAGCAGACAGCCCUGACGACAUAGUGCUGAAAUUCCGCAAAGCCGUGACUGACUUCACCUCGGAGGUGACCUACGAUCCAGCCGGUCGCCCUGGUGUUUCCAACCUGGUGUCCAUCCAUGCUGCAGUGACGGGGCUUAGCAUUGAAGAGGUACUGCGCCAAUCUGUUGGUCUGGACACUGCUCACUACAAAAUGGUGGUAGCGGAGUCAGUGAUUCAAAAAUUUGCACCUAUCAGGAAUGAAAUCAAGAAACUCCAGGAAGACAAAUCCCAUCUGAUGAAGGUUUUAGAGGAUGGAGCAGUGAAAGCCAAAGAACUGGCUGCCCCCAUCUAUCAAGAAAUAAGAAGACUGGUGGGAUUUCAGUAGACUCUGCUGAGUAAUCGCAAGGACUUUUGUUUCCUGGGACGUAUAUUUUGAUAUUUGUAUCUUCUUAAUAAUUUCGGUUUGAAUCAAAAGCUUUUUUUCCCUGGAAAAUCCAAGUAGAACAUUGAAGGUGUUUGCAUUAAAAAAUGAGCACAAAACCGUAUUUCCAGUGGGACCAGCAUUAAGCUUGUCUGGGCAGUCCAAGACGGAGGGCAGAAGGAAUCACAAUUCAUGGAGAAAUCAUGCAGAACCAGAAUAUAAGGUUGCCCAAAUAGGGUUCUGGGUUUUUCCGUUGACCACUGCAAGAAGCUGAAGUAUAGGUGAGGUGAUCAGAAUGUAGCACAAAGAUCUGUCAUCUUCUGAAAAACAUCCUUACCUGUGCAUGUGAGCUCAUUAGAGACACACAACUCAUCCCAUUGGUAGUUAUUCAGCUUCGAUACGGUGGUUGAAUGUGUUCUUGAUAACCAGAACAAAAGCUCAGAUGAUGAAGAGAGAAUUUGCUGCUUCUCCCUAUCGUGUCUUCAAACUGAGUGUGAUUUUAUAUCUACAUGUAGUUGGUGUGAAGUGUGUUAUAUGGAUAUUCAUACUCUAAACCUCACUGUAACUACUGUGCUAGAUGGCCUCUUUGAUUGUCACUCCAAAGAACCCAGAGAGUGGGCUUGAAUUCCUCUUCUGCCACCUGUGCUGUCCUGCUGAUCGGGUCUAAGGUACUUCAGUGAGAAAGGACUUGUGCUUCAGCUGCUCCUAUUUCACCUGGUGUUCAGUUUAGCAGGGAGCUCCAGGAUUUGCAGUUCAACAUCCUUUAGAAAAGGUAUAGGGGGAAAGGAUGUAAUUCUGUGUGAAAGAAAUCUUAGGUUGAGAAAUCAGAGAACUUUCUGUAAAAUGUACAAAAUUACUUGUUUAGAAAAUUGAGCUGUCAGAGCUAGAAUGGGCCUAAAUAUGUCUUUAUGAGUUCUCAGUAGUGAGCCUCAAGAAAACUCGGUGGGAGAAUGGUGUUAGACUACACUGAUCUUAAGCCUCACAAGAGGACAGACCAGGACCCAUGGACCAUGGCAUUUGUUGGCCAUGUGUGGCAACAUGGGGCAAAGGGAAAUCGUCAAAAGGAGACAGCCUCUUCCAAAAAGGGGGUAGUAGUACAUGUUAAAAGGUAACUAAAGUCCUACUGGUCCUGUGCCAGCAUAUUUAAGUGUAUCAUUGCGCUUAAUGGUGCUGUGUUUGAAAUUGCUGUGCUGUAAUGUAAAUUGGGUUAAUCCUGUACUCUGGCAGCUCAUAACCAUAAUAUGCCUUAUGGCAUUUGUCAUGAAGGAUUGCAGUCUUAUACGACUGAGUUAGUAAAACUGGGAGUGGGAGGAGGUGUCUGUGUAAUGCAGUUGUUCAUUUGUUUAAAAAACACAAAAAAAAGCUAUGUAGUUUUAAAAUUUAGUCACUUAUCAUAGUGAGGUGAUUCAGAAAGAAUUACUUCGUGUUGCGAAACAAGAAGUUGUGGACUGAGCGUCUGCAGAUCUGUACUGAGACCCUGUAUUUAUUUGUUAGGGCUCAAUUUCUACCUGUUCCUCUCUGUUGGUGAAAAAGAUAGGAGCAUAUAAUCAAAAGAAUCAUAGUUUCAAGGUGCCUUUACACUUCUGAUACUCCCACCUAACACAUAGGGUUGAUGUUCAACACCUCCUUUGCAGUAAAAGGAAAUAGGAGUAUUUGUGUAUCUUCAAUAUAUUUAUUUUAUAAAGGGGAGGGGGGGAGGAUGACAUCAACAGGCAAUUCUGGCUCAUUACCCGAACUGUUCUGAGCAGUCUUUCCAAAACUCUUAGAUUUUUCCAGGGAAUCAUGUAGGUGAAGCAGGAAGAAAAGCUUCAAAAGAGCCCUUUCUUUAAGGUAGGGGUUUAAUACAUUGCAUAUUGAGCAGUGUUUCAGUCAAAUUUACUAAUUUAUCACUUUUAAAUUCAAUAAUAGAUUAAGGGUUUCCCUUUCCCCUGUCAGUCAAACAACUCUUAGUUGCCUGAUCUAUUUCCUUCAAGUAAGGAAACAUGCCUGGUUUUUCUUCCUCAGGACAGUUAAACUUGUGUAAAAUUAAUAUGUUCACCUACUGACUGUUGACGUAGCUUUUUAUUUUAGUAGCUCUUGCAGAGGAUUUCUCAAAAUGAAAGCUGCAUCUGCCCAGUGAAAUACUCCAAUUCUGCUAACAACCAUGAUCAUUAGAGAACAGUUGUUGAGAAGGCUUGAUGCUGUGUAUCUCAGAAGGAUUUGUUUCAUGCUGAUUCUAGUCCAGUGUCCAGUGAUUUACUGUUUGUUUACAUCUGGAGUGCAGCUCCUGAAAUGCAUGUUCAUGUUGGGUUGCUGAAUGAUGCCAACGUGUGGGGCCUGCUGAAAUGCAGUUAGUGGGGACAGUGGGGAAUUUCUGCAGAAGCACACUCCUGAUCCCAGCUGCAGUGCUAGUGCAGACAUGCCCUGUGGCACUGUGGAAGUCAUUGUAAAGUGUUCUUGAAGGACUGGGUGGGAAAGAGAUCCAGUCACAUCUUUCUGAGUUGAAGAAAGAAGCGUUGGAAGCUGGAAAGGUAUCCUUACCCCUUGAUGUGUUGCUCUGUCUCAGCUUCCUUUUCUUCAGUGAUACUUUUCCUUGAAUACGUUCAGUAAUUUGUGUCUUAGUCUUGAAAUCUCCUCCUUUUCCUAUUCCUGUUUGUUUCAUGCAUCUGAAGUACAUAUGUAGUCAUUGGGAUCUGCAGUAUCAGAUCUAGCAUCUCCAGGUAACUGAAGAGAUUCGCUUACCUCUAGAGAUAAACAUCAACUCCACAAUGAAUAACUUUCUAAGAUCUCACUAGAACAUUUAUACACUUGAGACAUUUAUCUUAGUGGCUAAUGGCUUGUAGGAAGUCAUCACUUAGAAGAUGGUGAUAGUCUCAGUUCUGUGCUCCCACUUUAGAGCACAGAAUUUACUGGGAAUUUUAGAUUCACGAAUAAUGUUUUCUUCAGCAGAGAUGAUAAUUGGCAUCAUAAAUUAACUCUGGCACUGCUCCAGCAUACAUUCCUUCCUCAAGUAACUGGAGUGUAUAUUGUACAUUAUAAUGGAAUUUGUAACUUUUACAGGUGUGGUUUAAGUAUCCUUAGUUUUCAAACACCAUGAUCUGGCCUCUUAGAGUCUCCAGAAGGCCUUGUGCAUAGUUCUCAUUCAGUGUGUGUUUAUCUACAAACAAUUUAAGCAGAACUCCUUGGCAGGGUUAUAGUUGCCUCCAUUCAAGGUUAGGGAGUUCAUAUGAGUGAGCUGAAAGUUUAAGGAAGGACAGUGAAAUGGGACCCUUGGGGACUGUCCUAAAUGGGACUAUAGGUUAUCAGAGCAAAUGUUUUCUUAUCCUUGGUGAGGGUCGUCAUGAUCCUGACAACAGUACAGCAGUAAAUACUGCUGGUGAAAGCCUUUAUGUCAGCUUCUGUAGGAACUCUGUAUCUGAUUUGUUGAUGACAACUGUAUCUUGGGCUGCAUCAAAAGUAGCGUGAGCAGCAAGUGGAAGGAGGUGAUCCUGCCCCUCUACUCUGCUCUCCUGAGACCUCGCUUGUAGCACUGUGUGCAGUUCUGGUGUCCUCAACUAAGAAGGACAUGGAGCUGUUGGAGCAAGUCCAGAGGAGGCUGCAAGGAUGAUCAGGGGCUGGAGCACCUCCUGUAUGGAGGCAGGCUGAGAAAGUUGGGGCUGUUCAGACCGGAGAAGAGAAGCCGCGUGGAGACCUCAGAGCAGCUUCCAGUAUCUGAGAGGGGCCUACAAGGAUGCUGGAGGGGGCUCUUCAUCAAGGACUGUAGUGAUAAGGGGUGAUGGGUUUAAACUUAAACAGGGGAAGUUCAGGUUAGAUAUAAGGAUGAAAUUCUUUACUGUGAGGGUGGUGAGUCCCUGGCACAGGUUGCCCAGAGAAGUGGUAAAUGCUCCAUCCCUGGCAGUGUUCAAGACCACGCUGGAUAGAGCUUUGGGUGGCAUGGUCUAGUGUGAGGCAUCCCUGCCCAUGGCAGGGGGUUGGAACUGGAUGAUCUUAAGGUCCUUUCCAACCCAAACCGUUCUGUGAUUCUAUGACUGUACUAUAAUAGGAGUCUAACUUUUCUGGUCUCCACAGUUUGCUAGGUGUUUGUGUCAGCAGAAAUCUGUUUGUAAACCAUUAGCCAAAGCCAGAUCUAAUCCUCAGAUCCAAAGCCUUUGGGUGUUUUCCCAAAAUGGGCAUUUCCCAAACCAUCUUAUUUUGAUUCGCUACACCACCACUUUCAGUAGUUGCUGUAGGAUUAGUAAGAGACAGAGGUCCAUUCUGAAUGACUCAUUUGUAUUUUUCGUUACUGCUCUGAUGCACAUUCUACUUCAUAUGGCCCAAGGAUCAUGACAAAGCUCAGAGAGGGUCUGUGUGUGGUUCUGGUAAUAGCAACAAUAUGGACCCAAGUGGGUUUGAGUCUUGAAUCUAAUGAGCAUGCUCUUCCAGUCGUCCAGCUUGGUUAGAUUUAUGUUCAAAAAACAGAUGGAUCUUUCACCUUUACUAAUAUCUCUGCAUUUGAGUUCACUCCAAUGAGAUGCUGCCUACCUGUUUGCUUAUGACUGAUUGAUUGCUUCACAGGGAGAAACAGUCUAUCAAGCUAGCACAGAGAGUCUAGUUGAAAAGGUUUUCUGUUCAGGAAAGAUGUUGUCUGUUCUUGCCAGGAAAACUAUAUUGGACUGUUUAAUUUCCAUAAACGUGGCAAUAAUAGCUGCAAUAAUAAUGUAUGUGAUGGUGGAGGUAAGCCAUCUGCUUUCUCAAUACAAUCAAUGGAAAGAUAGUAUGAGUCUAAUCUGAAGAGUUAAUGGAUCAACCCUUACAGGUGGAAAGCAACACCUUAUGGGCAGAGCAAGGUGGUGCCGGAUCUCUCUUGAUGUCCUAAACCAUUCUGAAGGCAGAUGCUUGUAGUUCAGGUGGAGACUUGAGGUCAUACAAAGCACAGGCAGGAUCCUGCAUGGACGGUGUAACUUGUCCCAUGUGCUGUUGGAUCUAUGACUCUCUGAUGGGUCUGAUUUCUGAGGCAUGUCUUCAUUAUUGUGUGACUUCAUUGUCAUCCAUUGAUGUGAAAUAAUGAAACUUCUGUUAGAAACAUUGAAUGUAUGUUCUCUGCUAUCUUUGGUGAAAACUUCUUUCCUGAUGCCCCAGGAUUUAUAGAAACAUAUUGUUAAGCUUAAUGGAGAUGAAACUUAUCAAAACAAGGCUACUCUGUGGCAUUACCCAGCAUUUCUGGUGUAGGUGCUUUCUGGCUUCAAUCACCUUCAUGUUUCCUUCCCUAAAACACAUCCCUCUCUGAGUAAAUAAAGUAAAAUCUUAGACUCAUAGAAUGGUUUGGGUUGGAAGGGACCUUAAAGCUCAUCCAGCUCCAAUCCCCUGCCAUGAGCAGGGACACCUUCCACUAGACCAGGUUGCUCCAAGCCCUGUCCAACCUGACCUUGAACACUACCAGGGAUGGGGCAGCCACAGCUUCUCUGGGCACCUUGUGCCAGCGCCUCACCACCCUCCAAGGGAAGAACUUCUUCCUUAUAUCCAAUCUCAAUCUCUCUUCUUUCAGGUUAGAGCCAUUCCCCCUUGUCCUAUCCCUACAGGCCCUUGUAAAAUGUCCCUUGGCAGCUCUCUUGUAGACACCCUUAAGGUAUUGAAAGGCCUCAAUAAGGUCUCCCCAGAGCCUUCUCUUCUGCAGGCUGAAGAAGCCCAGCUCUCUCAGCCUGUCUCCAGAGCAGAGCUGCUCCAGACCUCUCCUAUGAAGCAUCUUCAUGGCCUCCUCUGGACUUGCUCAGCAGGUCCACAUCCUUCUUCUGUUGGGGGCCCCAGAGCUGGACACACUACUCCAAUACUCCGUAUCUUGUAUGUUGAAUGCUGUGAGACUGACUUUUUAUUGUGACAGGAAACAGUUGUUCAAAUGUAUUUCAAGACUCUUCAUGGUGUUUGCUGAAUGAAUAACAAAUAUCUCACUAA